Messenger RNA from Aspergillus nidulans FGSC A4, 1113 nucleotides. Its product is annotated as protein urhA. NCBI's taxonomy places the organism in Eukaryota, Fungi, Ascomycota, Eurotiomycetes, Eurotiales, Aspergillaceae. The coding region runs from base 1 to 1113 and encodes 370 amino acids. Gene Ontology annotation, biological process: carbohydrate metabolic process. The transcript has a single exon. The record is from RefSeq and is a predicted model, not a curated record.
AUGGCCCUAACCAAAGCGACGGCGCAUGCCGCAGUGAGCCGGCUGAUUACCAACCUGAUCAACAUCAAAGACACGACCGGCCAGUUCCUCCUCCGGCUCGAAGACGGGCGCGUCAUUGAUACAAAGUCCUGGGCCGGAUGGGAAUGGACGCACGGAAUCGGUCUGUAUGGCAUCUGGAAAUACUACGAGAUCACAGGCGACCCAAAGCUCCUGUCCAUUAUCGAAGAAUGGUUCGCCGCACGGCUGGCGGAGGGGACGACGAAGAACAUCAACACCAUGGCCGUGUUCCUUACGCUCGCAUACGUCUACGAGAAGACGGGGAACCAGAGCUACCUGCCCUGGCUGGAUUCCUGGGCUGAAUGGGCGAUGCACGAGCUCCCGCGCACACCACACGGCGGUAUGGCGCACAUCACCUACCUCUCAGAGAACCACCACCACCAGCAACUGUGGGACGACACACUGAUGAUGACGGUCAUGCCGCUGGCGAAGAUCGGAAAGGUACUCAACCGGCCAGAAUACAUUGCCGAAGCGAAACGCCAGUUCCUCAUCCAUAUCAAGUACCUUUUCGACACCAAGACAGGGCUCUUCUUCCAUGGGUGGGAGUUCAAUGCCAACCAGGCGACGGGACAUGGACAUAACUUCGCGAAUGCGCGCUGGGCGCGCGGGAACAGCUGGGUGACGAUCGUGAUACCGGAGUUCAUUGAGCUGCUGGAUCUGCAACCGUCCGACCCGAUCCGGGUCCACCUCGUCGAUACGCUGAUUGCGCAGGUAGAGGCCCUGAAGCGGUUGCAGACAAAUGAUGGGUACUGGCGUACGCUCCUCGACCACGAAGACUCCUACGUCGAGUCCUCGGCCACAGCCGGGUUUGCGUGGGGGAUCCUCAAAGCCGUGCGGAAGAGGUACAUCGGCGCCGAGUACAGAGAGGUCGCAGAGAAGGCGAUCCGGGCUGUGGUGGCCAAGAUCGACGAUGAUGGGGAGCUGCAAAAUACGAGCUUCGGGACGGGAAUGGGCGAUACAUUGGAGUUUUAUAAACAGAUUCCGUUAACGAGCAUGCCGUAUGGACAGGCGAUGGCGCAGGGGGCGUUGGUCGAGUGGUUGAGGGGGACGUUCUAG